UGGACUCUUGGGUCACCUGCUGUGCUGGAGUGAGACAAGGCACCCCUGGGAAUCUGCAGGCUUUGCUUCCCCCGUCAGGACUCACCCGUCAACCGCCACCAUGCCUUUCGGAAACACCCACAACAAGUGUAAGUUGAACUACUCGGCGGAGGAGGAGUUCCCUGAUCUUUCCGGUCACAAUAACCACAUGGCCAAGGCUCUCACCUUGGAAAUAUACAAGAAGCUGCGUGAUAAGGAGACCUCCACCGGCUUCACCCUGGAUGACACCAUCCAGACAGGCGUUGACAACCCAGGCCACCCCUACAUCAUGACUGUGGGCUGCGUGGCUGGCGACGACGAAAGCUACGUAACAUUCAAGGACAUUUUUGACAUCGUCAUCUGUGACCGUCACGGAGGCUACAAACCCACCGACAAGCACAAGACUGACCUGAACCACGAAAAUCUGAAGGGUGGUGAUGAUCUGGACCCCAACUAUGUGCUCAGUAGCCGUGUGCGGACCGGCCGUAGCAUCAAGGGCUUCAGCCUGCCUCCCCACUGCAGCCGUGGAGAGCGCCGUGCUGUGGAGAAACUUUCCAUCACUGCCUUGAACAGCUUGACCGGAGAGUUCAAGGGCAAGUACUACCCCCUCAAGAGCCUGACCGAUGCAGAACAGCAGCAGCUGAUCGACGACCACUUCCUCUUCGACAAGCCCGUCUCCCCACUGCUGCUCGCUUCCGGCAUGGCCCGCGACUGGCCGGACGCCAGGGGCAUCUGGCACAAUGACAACAAGACCUUCUUGGUGUGGGUGAACGAGGAGGACCACCUCCGGGUCAUCUCCAUGCAGAAGGGCGGCAACAUGAAGGAGGUCUUCCGGCGUUUCUGUGUGGGCCUGCAGAAGAUCGAGGAGAUCUUCAAGCAAGCUGGCCACCCGUUCAGCUGGAACGAGCACUUGGGCUACAUCCUGACCUGCCCCUCCAACCUGGGCACCGGCCUGCGUGGUGGUGUCCACGUCAAGCUGCCUUGUCUCAGCAAGCACGCCAAGUUCGAAGAGAUUCUCAAGCGCCUCCGUCUGCAGAAACGUGGCACAGGUGGCGUGGACACCGCAGCAGUGGGCGCUGUUUUUGACAUCUCCAAUGCUGACCGCCUGGGCUCCUCUGAGGUGGAACAAGUGCAACAGGUGGUGGACGGCGUGAAGCUCAUGGUGGAGAUGGAGAAGAAGCUGGAGAAGGGGCAGGCCAUCGACGACAUGAUCCCUGCCCAGAAGUGAGAGGCUGUACACCGCUACGCCACCCUGGGUGGACUGGGGCCUGAACUCCAGGGGUGACCCCAACCCCGCCACUUGCCGCGCCAACUCCUGGCACUCUCCUCUCCUCCCCCAAGGAGAGCUGAGGGCUGGAGGCGGCUGCCCUUUGUCAGCUGGGAAGCUCUCAUCAUCGGAGCCACAGUGGAAGGAGUUAAUAAAGCUGAGGACUGGCCCCAGAGCCUUGCCUCCCUCCA
This is a messenger RNA of Python bivittatus (Burmese python), 1476 nucleotides long. It is a transcript of the gene CKM, whose product is annotated as creatine kinase, M-type. Gene Ontology annotation, molecular function: creatine kinase activity. NCBI's taxonomy places the organism in Eukaryota, Metazoa, Chordata, Lepidosauria, Squamata, Pythonidae. Gene Ontology annotation, biological process: phosphocreatine biosynthetic process. The record is from RefSeq and is a predicted model, not a curated record.